Nematostella vectensis (starlet sea anemone) is the source of this 3996-nucleotide messenger RNA. RefSeq lists its product as uncharacterized. NCBI's taxonomy places the organism in Eukaryota, Metazoa, Cnidaria, Anthozoa, Actiniaria, Edwardsiidae. Gene Ontology annotation, molecular function: carbohydrate binding. The coding region runs from base 351 to 2783 and encodes 810 amino acids. The record is from RefSeq and is a predicted model, not a curated record. The transcript is spliced from 7 exons.
UCAACAAAUGAAAUUUGUUUCUCGCGGUAUGCCUAUAUAACCAAAGCAAAUUUAGCUUUUGGCGGGGGGAAUUUUGGGAUCGCAAGCAUUAAGAUACGGCCAUUCUAAUGGAGUACAUAUAUUAGUCUAUAUCGUACAUCAUCUGUCAAUCAAAGCUAAGCCGAGCGCGGCUUUUGGCCUGGGCGCAUUUCUUCGCAUUAAAAUUAAUGUUUAUACACAAAAACGAAUUUCUCGGUCAAUCAAAGUAUUCAGUCAGAAUGUAAAGUCUGGAAAGCUCGAUAGGAAUUAGCAAGAAUGGAUCAAAAUUGUCUUUCGACGUGAUAUGUCAUCCAUGUAAAAACAAACCCGACAUGUCAGCUACAACUAUUUUACUAGUGAAGAUAUCUCUAGUAUUGGCAGUAAUCGCUGGACUAGCUCUACUCGCCGAAACACAAGGCAUCCUGGUGCCUAAGAUUGGAGACAUCCAGACUCAGGUCACGUGUCAAGGCAAACGCGCGCGCAUACGGUGUAACAAUGAUUCGCUGGUCAUCGUGAUCUACACGGCGUCUUACGGGCGGCAAGAGAAGGGUCAGAUCAUCUGCCCGUACGACGAGGACCUCAAGACCGUAGAGGGCGUGAAUGGCGACACGAGGGACGACUACUGGGGCAGCUGUAAAAUGGUGGACGUGACGAAGCAGCUGAGUGAAGCCUGUCACAAGAAGAAAAAAUGCGGGAUAAACGUCGGGCAAGAGAAACUGGGACAGCCAUGCAAGGGCAUCUACAAGUACUUGAAGGUCAUCUACGCCUGCGAAGUCAGAGUCGGUCCUCCUCCUACUUCUCGCCCAAAAAAAACCAAGCGACCAAGCCAACGGAAGAGCACGCCCACGGUUCUCAUGACAACGCAAGUGACAAGGGAUCAGACACCGCUGGCAAACAUUUCGUCCGCACCGCCGACUCGAGUCAUUCUCGCUAGUCAGAUGAGUAAGCCUACAACCUUACGUAACGAUAAACCGCGGAAAACUGUUGCUAAGAGUAAACCUACGUCACCCGUAACACAACAUAUACCGACCAAACCGGGUUCGACAAAACCGUUAAACAGUACCGAACCUGUUUUACCUGUUACGGAGGCACCGACGAAAAGGCGUAAAGGUAAAAACGGGAGCAAACGGCGAAAGAGACGUAAAAAGAAAAAGAGAACAGAACCGCCGACCGUGACGUCUGGGACAAAUACAAAUAUGACGAAGUCUCCAUUCUCCUCUCUUUCAAAUGCUCUUUCCACAAUUGCUUCCAUAAUCACCUCAAACCCAUUCACCAAACCGAUGCCAUCCUAUAAAUCGAACAGACAUGAUGGAACAAACUCUUCUACUGAAAUCGUUGGAGCGAACAUGAACUUGUCUAGUCUGACCACAGUGUACCCGACUGUAACUCGUAAAAUAUUUACUGAUCAGAUGAUCAAACAGAAUUCCACGUAUUCGAAAAAUGUGACCGAGAGCAUCAUGCGUACAAGGGACCUGGUACCAUCAGAAAAUUCCUCUACCUACGUUGCCGUUUUUGUUGUGAGCGCCCUCUGCGCUGCGCUUAUCAUGGGCGCCAUAUUUGGUCGGUGGAUUUACCUCAAACGUCGCACAAAAUCUCAGAAGUUUGCAGUUCUUCACAAACCCAAGCGAUUUCUCAAGACGCCUUCCACAGACGGGAAGCCUGGGCAGAAUGGCCACAGUAGGGGAAGACCGCUGGACAUGAACAUGAAUGGCGGAGAAGGCUCAGGUCUUAGGACGGGAGACUUGGUGGUGACGACCGCUGAUGUUGAUGGCGGGCUCAAUAAGCAUGUUAAUAUUGAAAACUAUGGUGAUAACGAAGAACAGCAGGUUCCGAAAGGAGACAACUCCAGUUUCUACGUCAACCCAAUGUACGACCAAAACCGCCCUAACGGGGGUGCUGUGUGUUCUCGUGUCGAACAGCCUGGGAACCAGCGUCACGACACUCAUCGGCUGAGUAACGCUUCCGAUGGGCGCGCAGGGGUUUAUGGAUCACCGGUGAAGACUCCGACAAGUCCUAGUGCCAAGCAGAGGCAAAGGUGCAACAGCGUGGGCAACAUAGCACGUGGUGGUCACCAUCACCAUGGCAACAUGCAAAGACGUCAUCCUAGUGUGGGAAACGUCUCCUCCAAUAGGAAUGCAGAUCACGUGGCUAAUAGUAGCGCUCCGCGGGGAGGCUCUCAGCAUCAGAACUUGCUGUACAAUGCGCCACAGAUACAGCCUUACCAAGGCCACCCCCAAGGGUACCCACCACAGGGGGACGGUAAGGCUGGGGUCACAUAUCCUCAGCAGGUCCCAUCCGGGGGCACACACCCACUAGCCAUGCCCCAGCAGGGCCCCAGCCUCAGAGGAUGCAUGCAGCGUCCAUCUGUUGGCUCCAUCGGGGCACCAGGGAAUCCGCAGGGGAAACUCCCGAUGCCCGGGAUGCGCCCUCCGAGCCCGUAUGAGUACGGUAACACCGAAAAGAACCUAGCGCCGCAGCAGAACAAUUCCAGGGCGCAGUCUUUACCGAGACUAAAUGUCGGAGUGGCACAAUCCCGUAUGGCCGGGCAGCAGCAGCAUGACGGGUCACCGUCUUCGGGGUACCCACCGACCCCCGGGGGGUCACGGCACUGGCACGGAGGAGCACCAGUAUCGACGGACCCCAAGAAUACAGAAUACGCAAAUUACAACGGGUACCAAAGUGGGAAUAGCAAUGAGAUGCGAGACACAGUCGAACCCCUCGCGAACAUUCGAUACCACCCCCGCAAGAUCAGCUCACGCUACUAACACGCCAGUAACCGGAAACCGGAUUGUAUACGUUACUUCCGGGAAAUACCUGAAAUGGUUACCGGAAGUGGGUAUAGAUGCAUCAUGGGAUCGGUAACAUGAAAUAGUAAACUGAGAAGUUAAAAGAGGAAGUAGAAGUUUUGUGUGUUAACUGAUGUCUAUAUGGAGUCUACGAAGGUGAUAUUUACUCACCCCCAAACACCUGUUUGGAAAUCUGAAAAAAAAAGUAGAACGAUUGAACUGUUUUUGAUAAAGUGUCCUAAAUGCAUUUUACAAGAAUUUGUAUUAGUUAGCUUCUCAUAACAACAGGAAGCUAGCCAUAGAAGAGGAAUAUAACCCGGAUGUGAUUUUUACUGUUAUAUUAUGACGUCCCGGAAGUUAGCUUUACAGUAUCAUCGCGAUGUCCCAAAAGUUAGCUUUACAGUAUCAUCGCGAUGUCCCGGAAGUUAGCUCUAAAGUAACAUGGUAACGUACCGAAAAUUAACUUUAAAGUGACGUCAUGAAAUAUAGAAGUCAUGGCGUACUGGAGUAAGUUUAAAAACUCUAUUGCACGCAAAUGUCUUCACGACGGCUUAUCUCAGCAAUAUUCAAAGAUUAUGACUUGCAUUUUCUUGGUUAGGAGGUAAAAUAAAAUAUAAAAAUGCCGCAAUAUAAAUAGUGUUUUAAAACGAAAAAAAAUCGCACAUCGUAAGGCAGUGCGUCACAAGUUGUGGGUGCCCUGUGGGUACCUUGAUCGUCUGGCACAUUUUUAAAGAGAGGCCGAAUCACUGCCAUCGCGAUUUACAGAUGGACCAUGGUCUAUCAAUGCCGACCAUGGUCCAUCUGUACAGGUGACCGUAUGGGAAAUUCUUUAUGAUCAACAAUAAGAGAAUUGGGAACAUGGUCGCUUUGGAGGUUCAUCCGAUCUACAGAAGACAACACAGUUGCUCAUGAAUAGGUGGCCAGCAGCAAUUCAGUGACGCACUCACGCAUGCACGUGUUCUUUGUUACAAAGCUUUUAUCAUUAGAGAUAGCAAGAGAACAUAUAGCUUAAUCAUGAAUUUUGUAAAAGUUCGUUUGUAUUGAUUUUUUAUACUUUAGGAGAAUAUCACAAUCAUGCACGCAAGAGUUGGCACUAGUAGCACAUGUGUUCAGGCUGCCUGUGUUGGGGGUGGACUGGAUACCCAUUAAGGGCUGUUGCUGUUCUGGUUAUAAAUAAAAAGUUCUCUUGGUA